This is a messenger RNA of Haliotis rubra (blacklip abalone), 4608 nucleotides long. Its product is annotated as trafficking protein particle complex subunit 11-like. The record is from RefSeq and is a predicted model, not a curated record. Lineage: Eukaryota; Metazoa; Mollusca; Gastropoda; Lepetellida; Haliotidae.
CGCGAGAGAACAAAAUGAAGGAUUCCCACGAAUAAUCAUAUGAGAAAAGUCAGACAACACAUUUCAUAGGUGGAAGUAUUUCAGUGUAACGCAUGUGUUGGACUCUGUUUGCUCUCAGCUAUAAGUGAGGUAUAUCCAAGCAAUGUCUUGGUCAAGCGAACUCCCGCAAGAGCUUCUUUGUCGACCAACUGGCCUUGUUGUUCUUACUGGACUUGAUGUCACCUACAAUGCUGUUCAUAAGCUCAUCUGGGACUCCUUUUGUAACAAUCGUCGUCCAGACAGGGUUCCCCUUCAAUUCCGAGUCCCGGGAGGGGACUAUGAAUAUCCUAAGUGCAAAUCUAAGAGAACGUCAUAUGAGUGGUACAUCCCUAAAGGUGUACUGAAGACGUCCUGGAUGAACAAGCACCUUAAUGAGGUGCCAGGGGUGGUGGUGAUCUUCUUCGACCUGGACUGGGAUGAGACCAUGUGGAAGGAGAGACAAAUGGAGUGUGCAACACGAGUCGAGAUUGUCAGGAAUAGCCUGCAUGGUCGGGGCACGAAGGUGGCAGUUGUCCUCAUACAGAGAAACACGCCUCUUCCACCAGGGGAGGAUGUUGUUGCAGCGGAGAGAGCUGCCUCUAUAUGCAGCAUGUGCGACAUAUCAGCCAAGUCCCUGUAUGUUCUGCCACAUACUGACCAUCUCAUCGGCUACACCAUCAGACUUGAGAAUGCCUUCUACGAGUUGGCCCAAGGCUACUACCACACUGAGGCCAGGAAGGUGAAGUCUCAUAAAGACUUCCUCAACAAGACCACGCACCAGUUGCUGUUUGUCCGGCACCAGUUCAAGAUCGCCUUCUUCAAUGAGCUGAAACAGGACACCCAUACUGCCCUCAAACACUACAAACAAGCCUAUGGUCAUAUACUUGACCUGCGCAUGUAUGAUACUAACAUGAUGGAGAUCAAGACUAUCGCAGGAUUCGUUAAUUACAAGAUCUGCCGACUGUCAUUCCAACACAAUGCUCCUCUUGAUGCCAUUGCUCAGUUUAGGAAGCAUAUUGACUUCUUCAAGAGCAAGCCAAGCACAGCAGAACUGUCAUUCGAACACAGUGCUUGGAUGUCUAAACAAUUCCAGGUGUUCGGAGACCUGUUUGACGAGGCAAUCAAGCUGGGCCUGACAGCCAUACAGACUCAACACCCAGGGUUCUAUUACCAACAGGCUGCAAACCACGCUAUCGCCCGAAAACACCUCUGUCAAGAACUGUGUCAGCCAAUCACUGAUCCACCUCCAGUUGACCCAUUCCAGAACGUGGCUCGGCUGGAGUACUACGGCCAGCGACCAUGGAGACAAGGCCAUCAGAGUAUCGAUCCCCCGGAUGCCCAGAAGGAGAAGGAAGGGAUUAGUGGCUUGCAGUGUCUGGAGAACCAAGUCGACCACUCUUGGCUGAUAAUACCCCUACUGAGCAGUGCUGUCAGUCAGUUCAAGAAGUACAAGUCUCCCAGACUCAAGAGGAGUCUCAUGGUCCAGAUGGGAGAGGAGUACUUCCAUGCUAAAGACUAUAGUAAAGGACUGAUGCUGCUGAACAAGGUGAUGUGGGACUACCGGGUGGAGCGAUGGUGGAUUCUGCUGACCUCCAUCUUGUCGCUGUCUCUCAAGUGUGCCUACCUCACUGCAAGGCUCCAGGAAUAUGUCUCCAACUGUAUCGAGCUCAUCGGACAAUAUUGUCUGUGUAGCCCUGAGGAGAAGACUCGAAUACAGAUGAACCUGAUCAGAGUCAUGUCUAAUGACCUUCCAGAGCCAGAAUCAGUCGUAGAAAAUGAAGGGGUAGAAGCUGCCCACAAGGAGUGGACACAGGCCAUGUCGGAGCCUACGGUCUUCACAGUGGAGAUGCAGAGUCUUGUCCCAUUCGUGGAGUGCAAGGCCAGGUUCCUGGGGGAGACAGUGUCUGCUGACAGUGAGAUCACUCUGGAGGUCUGUCUCAGGGUCAGCUGCCCUUUCCCAGUUCGCUUCUCCAAACUGUCGAUUCACUUCAACAACCAGGCGUAUAACGAUCACUGUGAGAUGACGGAUACACAGGGGAUGAAUGCUGCAGCGGAGGGAGAGAGUGACGGUGGAGACCUCUAUCUGGUGCCGGGGAGACUCAGGAUCUACAGGUUCACGUUCCUGCCUCUGAAGGAAGAUGUCGGGAACCAAGUCGAGAUAUCAUCAGUUGCUGUGGAGAUGGGAUCAGAAAGAGGCUGCUGUGCGGUGUUACGUUGGCUUGGUGGAGGUGGUGACGUCAUCUCUACACCGCUGUGUGCCCAGGCCAACAUGUCACGGCGCCAACACCCUGCCAGCGGCAAGGUCAUGUGGGAGGACUUCUCCGUCAGCCAUGUCAUCAGGGUGGUGCCCAGGGAGGCCAAGUUGGAUCUGCAGGUGGAGCACAAGCCUCCGAGUCUCCUCAACGAGUUCUACAAGUUCAAUGUUACCAUCACAAACAAGGAACCUGAAACUAUCUUUGACGUCAGAUUAUCAGCAGGUGUGCAUGAGGCACAAGAAAGUGCACAGCACGAAAAAACAAGUAAGCUUGAAACUAAACCAGAACUUUCAACAACAGCUCACAUCAGUUUUGACCAGCCCGAGUUUGAUGGCCGAGUGAUGUCGGAGAAGAUGGACAUCGACCUGGGGACCAUGGAGCCAGGACAACAGAUUCUGAGGACAUUCUACUUGAAAAGCUUGCAGUCAGGCAACAGGACAGUAUUUACAAAGGUGAAGUACAACAUCGAGGUGGAACACCAGGAUGACAGAAUCAGCUGUGUGUGUGACAAGGAGGAGACCAUCACACUGUCCAUCAUCUCACCCUUCGAAGUCUCCAUCAAACUCGAGUCCAUGAAGUUUGAGCCAGUUGAUGUAGUACAGGCAGAGGAGCCAUUCCUGUUGAUGCCCGAGAUACGAUGUACGUCAGCGUGGCCAAUUGAGAUACAGACCAGUGAAGUUCAGUUGACUGAGUACAUCAAGACAGCCAGUGACAAGUUUGAGUCGCAGAUUGAGGGAGUUGGUUUAAAGAAGAAUGAAUGUGCAGCGGAGUGUCUGUGCCUGCUAGCUGAAGCAUCUGUCCAUCUGUCUGUCACUCUCGGAACCUACACCGUCCACUGGCGGAGGAAGGCCGACAGUGACACCACCAACAUCCCCUACGUCACCACCUCCUUCCCUCUGCCUACCGUCAACAUCGAACACAUCCCCAUCUCCGUCAGGCUGCAGUUGCCGGCAUUCGGCUGUGUGAAGACGCUGCUGCCACUGUGCUAUGUCAUCAAGAAUCGGACGCCGUACCUACAGGAGAUGGAAGUCUCCAUGGAUGCUAGCGACAGCUUCAUGUUUGCUGGAAAUAAACUGAUCCAUUUCCGGGUCCUUCCCCACAGUGAGUACCAGCUCAUGUACAACCUCUUCCCGCUCAUCGCGGGUCACGUGACCCUUCCCAAGCUGCACGUCAACAUGCUGCGCUAUCCAGGCACCAUGGAUGAGAUCGUGCAGAAGAUGCUUCCCACAUCCAUAUUUAUCAAGCCGACUGGGAAAUCCUUGGUGAUGCCUGCAUGAAGUCUUUGUUAGAGUGGCUCUCCUUAAACUGUCAGCUUACACACAAGUUUCUGUUCAUAAAUUUGUGACAUCCAACAUUAUAUUAUAUUCCAUAUAUAUAUAAUAUAUAUAUGUGUAUUCCUUCUUCGAAAGCACACAGAAAAAAGGGUUUGUUGCUACAGUUUAUAAGACAUCUGUGACCUGUAAUUAUUACGUCUUGUAUAUCUUGUAUAAUGUUUGUUAUAUUUAUUCUAUGUUUGUCAAUUUGGCGAGUUGUAUAAAUCAUUCUUGAGUGGGUCAUAAAGAUAUGCAUCCUUGACUGAUGGAUUCAUAUGAGAUAUGAAUUCAUUGUGGUUGAAUGGAGAGAGUAGUGGUUGGAUGGACAGUGUAAUGGAUGGUUAUGGUCAGCCAGCUUGGCUCCUGAUUGGUUAUCAAGUUCUCCAAUCAGAUCAUGUGUUGUGUGUGACUAAACGUUUUGAAUGUAUGAAUCUUAUAUUAAUAUUGCAAAAUUUGUGUUUAUUAUAUUGGAUAAAAUACGCAUCCAUUACACGAGUUUGUAAAUCAAGAGGCAUAUACAUCUGCCUGUUAAUGUUUGCACAUAUUCUGAGAUGCACAUAAAGUGGUAAAGUUUGUCUUCUUGAAUGUAGGGUCGGUGGCGUAGCCUAGUGAUUAAAGCAUUCACUCGUCACGCCGAAGACCCGGGUUUGAUUCCCCACAUGGGUACGAUGUGUGAAGCCCAUUUCUGGUGUCCCUCGCCGUGAUAUUGCUGGAAUAUUGCUAAAAGCGGUGUACACCAAACUCACUACUUGAAUGUAAAGCCUCUCAAGACACUUUUCAGUGAGCAAAGCAUUCCUAGAUAUAUAAAUAAUGCAUUUGUUAUACAAAGUGUAACUGUGCAACAACCUACUGUGAAGUUCCUAAAGGCCACCAGACAACACCAUUCCUCUAGUCAAUGUGUGAGCCCUGUAACUUUCAACUCGGCAACCUAUGUAAAGAGUAAAUUAAACUAUGUAUAACACAGUGUUGCAUUUUCAUUUGUUAAGACUUUAUUGAUGUGCAAUAAAUGUGAUGGAAUAACA